CGUCCUACUGUUGAUAACCGGUGCUGUCAUGUCGGCUCCCAUGAUGUCUCUGCAGAGAUGUUGCCAGCGGUCAGCUCUCCUCCUCAUUGCCAGACGACCGUGGAGCUCCAGCUCAGUGUCUCCUCCUCCCCUUCACAGGAGGCUGCUCCUCUUCCUCACCCAGCGUUACUAUGAUGUAGAGAUGCUGCUCAGCUGGAGGGCUCAGUGGAAGAGGAGGGGGAUUGAGAAGAAGAACGCUUAUUAUGGCUACACAAAGAGGUUUCAUGGACCAGACAUAGCAGCAGCCUAUUACAUCUUGAGUAUGAAGGGCGGAUUCAGGUUUGUUGGCCAAUCAGAGUGGUUCCUUACUGACCGCAGGGGCAAAUUCAACUGGGACUUCUUGAACCACAAAGACACACAACUACAGGAUGUAGACAUGAGCUACACACUUACCAACUACACUGGAUUGGUGAACUUGGAGGGGCAGCGAUCUUUGCGGACUCUGUCGUUAAGAGGAUGUCCUGAGGUUGAUGACUGGUUCCUUGCCAGGCUCCACAUGUUUCAGGACUCUCUGGAGGAACUCGACAUCUCGCACUGUCCACGCAUCACUACAGGAGGCCUGGCUGCACUCAGGAAUCUCAAGGGACUGCGGCGGCUGGAUGUAUCAUCCCUCCCUAGGAUUUCAAGUCCUGGGCUGGUCGUUAUCCUGCUUGAGGAGAUGUUACCACAGUGUCAGAUCACUGCUACUGGCUACGAUUACAGCCUGAGACAGGAUAAUGGAGAUGAAUCAGGGGAGCAGAUACAGGGGCAGAGGUAGUUUGAAGACUUUGUGAGGCAGAAACUAGCCAGGACUGAUGGCUGGGGCAAGACAGAAAGGUCCAGAACAGAGAGAAAAGAGGCUGCAACCAAGAGGAGCUCGCCAUCCGUGGGCCAAGAGCCUGAAAAGGAACAGAAAGACUGCAAUAAGUGGCAAGGGACUGUACUUGCAGAGUACUCUUCAGGUCUUUUGACCACACUUUCAGCAUGUUGUAUUCACUUAUUCACACACGGAUGUCAGAGGUUGUUUUGUCAAGUGUCCAUUUAUAGCAGCAUUCACUUGCUGCUAGCUUAGUCUCUGGGAUCAGUGUUUUGCUUUGGAAAAUUUUGACUGCAAGAGCUUUAAAUGAGUGGCCAAUCAGACUGAGAGACAAAUCUCUACAGCAACCGCUGCGCCUAUGUGAUGAACUUGUGGUUUGGAGCUGACCCUGAAAGUCACAUAAUCAUACAAAGUUUUUUUGUUUGGUCAAACCCUCAUUUUUCAUCUGUGUAUGAAAUUUUUUAUGAUUAAGUUCUCAGGAAUGGAAUUGUAUCGUUUUUAAUGCUGCUGUUAUCAGUUAACUGCACGUUAAGGGCUUUAUUUAUUUUCCUGUUUUUCAUUUGUGUAAUGCUUUUCUUCCACAUGGCUCAGAUGGACAUUUAUUGCAGUUGAAUCUGUACACGGGCUAAUUCUGUCACACAUAGUGAGUAUGUAAGAUAUGAUGGUAAGCCUGGGCCUUAACUGCUUGGCCAAAUUUCAUGGUAAAACAUUUUAUGUAAAUAAAUCUCUACUCCCUAAAGUC
Cheilinus undulatus (humphead wrasse) is the source of this 1577-nucleotide messenger RNA. It is a transcript of the gene dmac2, whose product is annotated as distal membrane arm assembly component 2. NCBI's taxonomy places the organism in Eukaryota, Metazoa, Chordata, Actinopteri, Labriformes, Labridae. The record is from RefSeq and is a predicted model, not a curated record. The transcript has 7 exons. Bases 29 to 796 code for a protein of 255 amino acids.